GGACGAGGAAAACAAUCCAAUUCCUCGCACCGUUGAUAUUCAACCAAAGCCCACUUUUCCGCAUACACAUAGCUCGGACUCACGCAGUAUCAUCCAAAAAUAAGGGAGCGGAAAAGUGAACGAAAGCGCCAUUGCAUAAAUCAAAAUGGCCCCUCAAAAUACCCCCGCAUCGGAUGCUCCUGCGGGCUCAGUUAACAUUAACUCGCUUUCUGUGCCGCAACUUCGGGCGCUGCAGACUCGUCUUUCGUCGGAAUUGGAGCAUUUGACGUCGUCGCAUGCUAAGUUGCGCGCGGCGCAGUCGAAGUUUAGGGAUUGUGUGCGGUCGAUUAAUGAAGGUGUUGUUGGGUCUGAGAAGAGGGGGACGGAUGGCAGAGAUGACAUCUUGGUGCCUUUGACGAGCUCGUUGUAUGUCAAGGGUAAGCUGGCCGAUCGGGAGAAGGUGCUUGUGGAUGUUGGAACAGGAUUCUAUGUUGAGAAGACUGCGAAAAAGGCUAUUGAGUUCUAUGAGGACAAAAUUAAGAGUCUAGAGACGAAUCUCACAGAGUUGGAAAAGAUUGUACAGACGAAGAGCUCCCAGCAAAGACUCUUCGAGGAGGCUCUGAGACAAAAAUUGCUUAGCGAAGGUGCUCAAUCAUCUGGUGCUGCCGCUGCGGGUGGUGGUUAAAACCUGUCAGACGCUUGCAGAGGCGUCCGAUCAUCCAGUGAUCGGUCAGGGCAAAAUAGUUAACAGAAAUAAUAGAGGAAUGGUAUUUGUUACAGUAAGUGUUGGCAAUAGCAAAUCAUUAACCGCUUCGCAUGUAAGCUCCUGCUUUGCCAGCUGGGAAAUGUCGCACGCUCCCAAGGCUUUUGCAGAGAUGUAAGACACGUUGAAACACACAUAUUCGACGAGACAUUGAUCUCGCACAAUGAAGGGAAGAUCACAACGAAGCAAAAGCAGAAUGGCCCUGCACCUAGAAUUUGAGCCAUGAUAUAUUCAGUCGCAUCUAUGAGUUAACAAACAGUCGCUCUCAUAAAGAUCAACUUGAUAUGUCUAGAAUAGAGUGCCAAGGUCGGCAUCCAACAUCCCAGCAAGACCCUUCACCUCAAGUUUGGGCGAGGAUCCAUUUGAAGGUGGCUGGCUUUUGGUUGCAGCAGGAAUCAUCGAGGGCUCGGUGCUCACCUGUACUUUCCUGGUAGUAUUCUCUGAGCUGGAACUGGGCCGUGCUGGGCCUAGAACUUCCGCCACUCGUUUCACUAAACCAAUAAACUCCCAGAAGCCCUCGCCCUUGUCAUCCGAAUUGGAUAUCAUUCUCGGGGGGAAGAAAGUGUGAAGCUCUGGGCUGUGCCGUGCGGAAUGCCC
This is a messenger RNA of Aspergillus pseudotamarii, 1339 nucleotides long. Its product is annotated as prefoldin subunit 5. Gene Ontology annotation, cellular component: cytoplasm; prefoldin complex. Gene Ontology annotation, biological process: protein folding; regulation of DNA-templated transcription. Lineage: Eukaryota; Fungi; Ascomycota; Eurotiomycetes; Eurotiales; Aspergillaceae. The record is from RefSeq and is a predicted model, not a curated record. Bases 146 to 664 code for a protein of 172 amino acids. The transcript is spliced from 4 exons.